Molecule: messenger RNA, 1371 nt
Organism: Rosa chinensis
Lineage: Eukaryota; Viridiplantae; Streptophyta; Magnoliopsida; Rosales; Rosaceae
Product: bifunctional dihydroflavonol 4-reductase/flavanone 4-reductase
Exons: 6
Coding region: 117-1166 (349 amino acids)
Biological process (GO): anthocyanin-containing compound biosynthetic process
Molecular function (GO): dihydroflavanol 4-reductase activity
Source: RefSeq, a predicted model, not a curated record
UUUUAGUCGCCUUGAGAUUUAAGAAGAUCGCAUUAAACAUUCUCCUCUUCCAACUUCCCUCUCUCCCGGAGUCUCCGAUCGUCACCUCUAUAUAUCCUUAGAUUAAUCUCCAAGCAAUGGCAUCGGAAUCCGAGUCCGUUUGCGUGACAGGCGCCUCCGGUUUCGUAGGUUCAUGGCUCGUCAUGAGACUCCUAGACCGCGGCUACACUGUCCGAGCCACCGUGCGAGACCCUGCUAAUAAGAAGAAGGUGAAGCAUCUGCUGGACUUACCAAAGGCGGCGACUCACUUGACGCUGUGGAAGGCAGACCUGGCGGAGGAGGGAAGCUUCGACGAGGCCAUCAAGGGAUGCACCGGAGUGUUCCAUGUCGCCACUCCUAUGGAUUUUGAGUCCAAGGACCCUGAGAACGAAGUGAUCAAACCUACUAUAAAUGGGGUGCUAGACAUCAUGAAAGCAUGUCUAAAAGCAAAGACUGUUAGAAGGCUAGUGUUUACAGCUUCGGCUGGAUCUGUCAAUGUUGAAGAGACCCAAAAGCCGGUCUACGACGAAAGCAACUGGAGUGAUGUCGAAUUUUGCCGGAGAGUGAAGAUGACUGGUUGGAUGUAUUUUGCAUCCAAAACUCUAGCUGAGCAAGAGGCAUGGAAGUUUGCCAAAGAAAAUAACAUUGAUUUCAUCACCAUUAUCCCAACUCUCGUAAUCGGUCCAUUUCUCAUGCCUGCCAUGCCGCCGAGCCUCAUUACUGGACUUUCGCCACUCACUGGAAAUGAAAGUCAUUAUUCGAUCAUAAAGCAAGGCCAAUUCAUUCAUCUAGACGACCUCUGCCAAUCUCAUAUAUACUUGUAUGAGCAUCCGAAAGCAGAGGGCCGCUACAUUUGUUCAUCGCAUGAUGCUACGAUUCAUGAAAUUGCGAAAUUGCUGAGGGAAAAGUACCCCGAGUACAAUGUUCCUACAACGUUCAAGGGCAUUGAGGAGAACUUGCCAAAGGUCCAUUUUUCUUCAAAGAAAUUAUUGGAAACAGGGUUCGAGUUCAAAUACAGCUUGGAGGACAUGUUUGUAGGAGCUGUUGAUGCUUGUAAAGCAAAGGGUUUGCUUCCUCCUCCUACUGAAAGAGUUGAAAAGCAGGAGGUUGAUGAGAGCAGUGUCGUUGGUGUCAAAGUCACAGGCUAAUUUAAUUUUAUCAGUCUUGGUAACAUUUGUAUCUCUUUUGUUUGAGAACUUCAAAUAAAUUACUGUUUGGUUUUAUAGGUGUACGGUGUGCCUAAUGAGAAGUGCAACUUCUUCUUUUCUCUAUGUAAUUUGAGAUUAACGUACGUAUGAAUGUUAGAGGGUACGUGACUCACUAUCCAUGAAGAUAUAUUGUUCGCUUGAUAUA